Messenger RNA from Fragaria vesca subsp. vesca, 2279 nucleotides. RefSeq names its product dynamin-related protein 5A-like. Gene Ontology annotation, biological process: receptor-mediated endocytosis. Gene Ontology annotation, cellular component: plasma membrane; cytoplasm; microtubule. Gene Ontology annotation, molecular function: microtubule binding; GTPase activity; GTP binding. The record is from RefSeq and is a predicted model, not a curated record. Lineage: Eukaryota; Viridiplantae; Streptophyta; Magnoliopsida; Rosales; Rosaceae. The transcript has 16 exons. The coding region runs from base 189 to 2021 and encodes 610 amino acids.
CUACUCUCUCUACUAUCUCUCUCUCUCUCUCUCUCUCUCUCUCUCUCUCUCUCUAUAUCUCUCUGGCCGGCUCCUCCUCACCGUCGCAGAUCUACCUUCUCCGUUUCGUCGACCGUUCAUCAGCUCCCGUCAGAUCCACCGCGAUCUGACUCCCUCCGCCUCCGCCGCCGCCGCCGAGACUUAAAGAUAUGGAGAAUCUCAUCUCGCUCGUCAACAAAAUCCAAAGAGCUUGCACUGCUCUCGGCGACCACGGCGAGGCCAGCGCAUUACCGACUCUCUGGGACGCCCUUCCCUCCAUCGCCGUCGUCGGUGGCCAGAGUUCAGGCAAGUCUUCCGUGUUGGAGAGCAUUGUCGGGAAGGACUUCUUACCCCGUGGUUCUGGUAUUGUUACUAGGCGUCCUCUUGUGUUGCAGCUUCAUAAGAUUGAUGAAGGCAGCAGAGAAUAUGCAGAGUUUCUCCAUCUCCCGAGGAAAAGGUUCACUGAUUUUGCUGCUGUACGAAAGGAAAUUUCAGAUGAGACGGAUCGUGAAACUGGCCGCAGCAAAAUGAUCUCCAGUGUUCCAAUUCAUCUUAGCAUAUAUUCUCCUAAUGUUGUCAACUUGACACUUGUUGAUCUUCCUGGGCUUACAAAAGUUGCUGUUGAGGGUCAGCCAGACAGUAUUGUGCAGGACAUUGAAAAUAUGGUUCGCUCCUACAUUGAGAAGCCCAACAGUAUAAUUUUAGCAAUUUCACCUGCCAAUCAAGAUCUUGCUACAUCUGAUGCAAUUAAAAUCUCUCGUGAAGUGGAUCCAACAGGGGAGAGGACACUCGGAGUCUUGACAAAAAUUGAUCUUAUGGAUAAGGGUACUGAUGCAGCUGAAAUAUUGGAAGGAAAGUCUUAUCGCCUGAAAUUCCCUUGGGUUGGGGUUGUGAAUCGCUCUCAAGCAGAUAUCAACAAGAAUGUGGACAUGAUUGCUGCUCGGCGUAGAGAACGUGAGUAUUUUUCAACUACCCCCGAAUACAAGCACCUUGCUCACAGAAUGGGCUCUGAGCAUCUAGCAAAAAUGCUUUCUAAGCAUUUGGAGACUGUAAUUAAGACAAAAAUCCCAGGCAUCCAGUCCCUUAUUAACAAGACAAUUAGUGAACUCGAAACUGAGCUGAGUCGUCUUGGAAAGCCCAUUGCUACUGAUGCAGGAGGGAAACUGUAUGCAAUCAUGGAGAUUUGUCGUAUGUUUGAUGGAACAUAUAAAGAACAUCUUGAUGGAGUGCGUCCUGGAGGUGAUAAGAUUUACAAUGUUUUUGAUAACCAACUUCCUGCGGCUCUGAAAAGAUUGCAAUUUGAUAAGCAACUUUCAAUGGAAAAUAUAAGAAAGCUCAUCACCGAAGCUGAUGGGUAUCAACCUCAUCUAAUAGCUCCGGAACAAGGAUACCGUCGUCUCAUUGAAUCCUCGGUGAUUAGUAUAAGAGGUCCUGCUGAGGCUGCAGUUGAUGCGGUUCAUGGCCUUUUGAAGGAUCUUGUUCACAAGGCUGUAAAUGAGACUCCGGAGCUAAGGCAGUAUCCUGGUCUUAGAGUAGAGGUGACAAAUGCAGCUUGCGAGUCACUUGAGAGAAUGAGAGAAGAAAGCAAGAAAGCAACGCUACAGUUAGUUGAUAUGGAGUGUAGUUACCUGACAGUUGAUUUCUUUCGGAAACUUCCUCAAGAUGUUGACAAGGGUGGCAAUCCAUCACAUUCACUGUUUGACAGAUACAAUGAUUCUUAUCUCAGGCGAAUUGGAUCAAACGUUCUGGCAUAUGUCAAUAUGGUUUGUGCAAGUUUACGUAACUCCAUUCCCAAGUCUGUUGUUUAUUGCCAAGUCAGAGAGGCAAAACGAAGCUUAUUGGACCGUUUCUUCACUGAUAUGGGUAAACUAGAUGCAAAGCAGUUGUCCUCUUUACUGAAUGAGGAUCCGGCAGUUAUGGAGAGGCGUUCUGCCCUUGCGAAGAGGUUGGAGCUAUAUAGGAGCGCCCAAGCGGAGAUGGAUACAGUUGCUUGGUCUAAGUAGAAGUGCAGCAGGGAUGCACUGUUUCUUUUCGAUGUGGAUUUUGUCUUGAAGGCCACAUGAUUCAUUCAUUUAAAGACUUGGUUCUAACGGGAAAAGUGGAGUCGGCGGCAUCUUUUUGUAUUCUAUGUACCAACAAAUUCCCGGGGAGCUUAUGUCAUCUUUCACAUUCAUGUCGUUUAAACAUUCACAUUUUCACUUUGUAACAGCCACAAUAUAUAGUAUAUAUGAUUUGCUUGAUGGAUGUGCCUUAUUUUGAUC